CUGCAGCUGCAUCGGCCCGGGCUAUGCUGUGUGGUAUUUGCUCUGAGUCCCCAGCGGUCUGCAACGACGGCUCAGUCAUGUUGCCGCUGCGGGUAAUGACCUACAACAUCCUCGCAGAUGAGCUUUCCUCCAAUCUGGUGCCGCGCACCAUGGAGGAGCCUUCCAGCGAGGUGCUCCAAGAGAUUCUGGGCGAUGGGGCUGAAACGAAGUGGAGAGAAGUCGACAAGGCAUUGAACAACGAGUAUCGCAAGUGGCAUCCCAUGAAGACGUUGGUGACGAACCCACAGGGGUUGAAGAUGAAAUCCCGAGGACUGUGGGACCAAUUGGAUCUGACACUUCUGGAAGGAAAGGGCUGGCAGCUGGAUGGUGUUCACGUGGAAGAUCCCGUGACACUGGACGGUGGCAAGACCUUCCUUGGGGUCGUCCAACAGUACAUGACUCAGGAGCAAAGCCUCCAGCUCUACAAAGCCUUAGAAAAAGUGCACCUGGAAUCGCGCGCCUGGGAGGCUCGAGGGCCUCGAAUCUUAGAGAAGUUGAAGGUCUACCAACCAACAGUGGUGGCGCUGCAGGAAUACGAUGUUCACGAUCUGACCACCGGCUUGGGCACAUUUCGCCAAGCCCUGGAAGGCCUUGGCUACGAGGGUCUGGUCUUCCUGGGUCCCGGGCAGGAGAAGGUCGGUGUGGCGUUGUUCUGGCUGAAGAGUCGAGCCAAAUUGGAGAUGGAUUUGCCUGAAGACCGAAAGCUCCGCUGUGGCGCGAGCGCCAGCGGUUCCUAUGGCAACAUCGAUUUGGAGGAGCCUGGCUUAGAACGGCCUAUGGAUAGACGGCCCUUUGGCUAUGCCAAACUCUUGGUGGACGACGUUCAGCCGGUGCUCUGUUGUGUGACACACCUCAUGACCAGCUCAAGAGACAAAGAUGGUGCAGUGCGCAAGCAGGAGCUCCAGACAAUUCGCCAAAUCUUGGAAAGCCAGGCAGAAGUGAACUGCCCCGUGGUGCUUUGCGGAGAUUUCAAUAUCAACCUGCGCAGCGGACUAGAGGAACACAUCUUCGAAGGCACGGGACACUGCCGAGAUGAGACCCAGGCCGCACGCUUCCAUUGGCGCCGUGGCGACGGGGCCGAACUGCUGCUGAGAGACGCCUUUGAUGAUGUGAAUACCGACCCAGCAUCUUCAUCCACGCGCACUGGCACUAGACUGGAAACCAUUGAUUACAUUUUCUAUGACGAACAGUUCCUGCAGUCGCUAUUUGCUGAUCGUUCACUGUUGCAGUGCCCUAAAGAGGCGAUGCCCAACAAAGACGAGCCAUCGGAUCAUAUCCCAGUUGUCGCCACAUUUGUUCAGAGAUGAGGGCGUCCUGCUUCACCUGCAGAAUCCACAUAUGGGCCUGUCUGAACAUGAUGGAAC
Cladocopium goreaui is the source of this 1403-nucleotide messenger RNA. NCBI's taxonomy places the organism in Eukaryota, Dinophyceae, Suessiales, Symbiodiniaceae. The record is from the annotation of a GenBank genome assembly.